AUGACCCCUGUCAAGAAUAUCUCAUCGUCCCAGCGGUGGAGUUCCACCUCUCAUUCACUCGUGAUACUCCUCUCGGCGAUCAUUCAGCUAGGCUUACUGAUCUACGCACAGCAUGUGGAUUCGCAUCCUGAACGAUAUGGUGGGUUGAAAUAUACCGAUGUGGAUUGGCGAGUCAUCAGUGAUGGGACGAGAUUGAUCUUUAGUCCUAACGAGGGAGAAGGCAAUAUAGCGGCCGGAUGGGUGGUGAGGCAGCUGAGCUUGAGGAUAGGAGAUCCAUACGAACGAUCCACCUUCCGAUAUACCCCUCUUCUACCUCUCCUAAUUUCACCAACCCUCAUUCAUCCCUUACUAGGCAAAUCGAUCUUGGUUCUGGCUUCUUUGGCAAUAUCGCAUCUACUCGUGAUCUUAAGUGAAGAAGGGUCGUUCUGGUUAAUUCACGGUGUAUGGACAUUAAAUCCUUUCAUUUUGAAUAUCAAUACGAGGGGAUCACCCGAAUCGCUUAUUUGUCUAUUUGUGGUCCUCACCUUGUAUCACCUUAAGAAUGGGAAUAUAAAGAGGGGUGCAAUAUGGUUAGGAGUCUCUGUUAGUUGGAAGAUCUAUCCUGUCAUUUACGUUCCGGCCAUAUGGGCUUAUUUAGCUGUUAUCCGAAGAUAUGGAUGGUUUGGAAAGAGGGUAUGGGAAUUUGGGAUCGUAUGUGCUUUGACUGUUUUGGUGGCAAAUGGGUUUUUAUGGUCAAUCUGGGGUGAACCAUUCCUCCACCAUACAUACCUAUACCAUCUCACAAGAUUAGACCACCGACAUAACUUCUCGCCUUACUUUUAUCCUAUUUACCUGUCUUUAUUCCCUUCGGCCAAACCCCCAACAUCCAUGAUGAUGACCAUACCUGGCACGGACGCGAUCCAGAAGAUACUUAGACACCCUUUAACCUCGUUCUUACCUCAGAAUACACUGGUUCUGUUCAGUGGAUUGGCCUUGGGGACAGCGACUUCCAUUGAAUUCACAAUGUUCGUUCAGACUACUGUCUUUGUGGUGUUUAAUAAAGUGUGUACCUCCCAGUAUUUCAUGUGGUUUAUCCCCUUUCUACCACUGAUCAUCCCUCAACUCGACAUGACCCGAACAAAAACCAUCAUCUUGAUAGCUCUUUGGGUGAUAGGUCAGGCGAUCUGGUUAUCUAUGGCAUAUCGAUUGGAGUUCUUGGCUGGACAGGUGUUUUUAUGGGUCUGGGCGGCAGGAUUGGGUCUGUUCGGAGUUAAUAUCUGGAUUAUCGGUGAGAUCCUGGAUGGGUAUGGUUAUAGAAAAGGGAGAGGGGAUUCAUCGACGUCGAAAGUAACACUGCAGUAA
This is a messenger RNA of Kwoniella botswanensis, 1341 nucleotides long. RefSeq lists its product as uncharacterized. The record is from RefSeq and is a predicted model, not a curated record. The transcript has 4 exons. Gene Ontology annotation, biological process: GPI anchor biosynthetic process. Bases 1 to 1341 code for a protein of 446 amino acids. Gene Ontology annotation, cellular component: membrane; glycosylphosphatidylinositol-mannosyltransferase I complex. Gene Ontology annotation, molecular function: GPI mannosyltransferase activity; alpha-1,4-mannosyltransferase activity. NCBI's taxonomy places the organism in Eukaryota, Fungi, Basidiomycota, Tremellomycetes, Tremellales, Cryptococcaceae.